Clarias gariepinus (North African catfish) is the source of this 2754-nucleotide messenger RNA. RefSeq names its product teleost multiple tissue opsin 2b (gene tmtops2b). Gene Ontology annotation, cellular component: membrane; photoreceptor outer segment. The transcript is spliced from 4 exons. The record is from RefSeq and is a predicted model, not a curated record. Gene Ontology annotation, biological process: visual perception; G protein-coupled receptor signaling pathway. Gene Ontology annotation, molecular function: G protein-coupled receptor activity. The coding region runs from base 41 to 1138 and encodes 365 amino acids. NCBI's taxonomy places the organism in Eukaryota, Metazoa, Chordata, Actinopteri, Siluriformes, Clariidae.
GUGCUCUCUCAGCUGGACAGAGUAAAUCUCCAGCUUCAGCAUGAGUGAUCCUGACCUGCACACGUCUCUGGCCGCUGACUCGGGCGACUCUCCCGGGCCGAAGCUCUCCCCCGCGGGCUUCGCUGCGCUCUCCGUCUUCUUGGGCUUUAUAAUGACUUUCGGCUUUCUGAACAACUUUGUGGUCUUGGUGCUUUUCUGUAAAUUUAAGAAGCUCAGGACGCCAGUGAACAUGCUCCUGCUGAACAUCAGUGUGAGUGACAUGCUGGUGUGUGUGUGCGGAACGAGCCUAAGCUUCGCGUCCAGUGUGUGCGGGCGCUGGCUGCUGGGGAGGACUGGCUGCAUGUGGUACGGCUUCAUCAACUCCUGCUUCGGUAUUGUAUCCUUAAUAUCCUUGGUGAUUUUGUCUUAUGAGCGCUACAGCACAAUGACAGUGUAUAACAACCGGGAGCCAAACUACAAUAAACACUUGCUGGCAGUUGGGGGGUCAUGGCUCUACUCCCUGAUUUGGACUGUCCCACCUCUGCUGGGGUGGAGUAGUUACGGGUUAGAGGGAGCUGGAACCAGCUGUUCGGUGUCAUGGACUGAUCACUCCUCUAAAUCCCGUUCCUAUAUUAUCUGCCUAUUCAUCUUUUGCCUGGGUCUGCCAGUGCUGGUAAUGGUGUACAGCUAUAGCAGGCUGCUAUAUGCUGUCAAAAAGUUAGGGAAGAUUUGCAGGACUGCGCGAAAGCGAGAUUACCACCUAUUGAUUAUGGUCAUCACCAAUGUGGUGUGUUAUCUGCUGUGUUGGACACCAUACAGUGUGGUGGCCAUUAUGGCCACAUUUGGUCAACCGGGAAUCAUUACACCUGUUGCAAGCAUAGUCCCGUCACUUCUUGCCAAGAGCAGCACCGUCAUCAACCCAAUCAUUUACAUUUUCAUGAACAAACAGUUCUACAGAUGUUUCCUGAUGCUGUUAGGCUUUAAUGAAAGGUCAGAGAUGACAGAUGACAACCCUUUAAUGACCACCAAGAACAAAAUGAUCCAGCUCAAAAGCAUCAUGCACAGCAACCCCAAGUCCUGUACACCACCUCAUGCAUCUCCGCUCCUGCAGGAACACAGCUGCAUCAUGGUCACUGAGGAACAAAGCGUCACAACCUAACUUACGGUUGGUGGGCCAUGCUACAGUCUUUGUGUUCAGUCUCUGUAUCUGUGACACUGUCAAAGGCUAGUUUAUAAAACUGCUAAUCUCUUUUUUGCGAAAAGAAGGACGCCUGGCAUGAAACCUGUGCCAAGUUGUUGUGUGGAUUGGAUGGUCUGCUGUGGCGACCCCUCGACGGGAACACCUAAAAGACAUUGUAAUAUUCUUUUUGUGUGUUAACAGUGGUGAUCCAGACAGUACUUUUUGCUAAGACAAACUCUUAGUAAAUCUGUCUUUUGAAAGUAACUUCUGUUGUCUUAAGACUAUGGUGCUUAAUUUCCCUGUGAUGAUAGAUAUGUAUAUAAUAAAAUGCAGAAGCAUUUACUAGUUGUAUUUCAGUUAAAAGGUCCAAAGUUCAGGAUCCUUUGCUCAGAUUUUUGGAGUUUUUUUUUACAUUCUGUGUUUGUGGGUUUCCUCUGGAUCCCUUGGCUAUCACUCACUUCCUAAAAACGUAUAAUGGAGGACAAAGUGGAUUCGUCUCAUACUCGUGUUCCUGGUAAGGGCUUUGGAUCAGUCCCUAGAUCUCUAAUCAGGAUUCAGCUGUUAAGGGUUAAGGGUGGCUCAGUGGUUAAGGGGUUGGACUACUGAUCAGAAGGUCCCAGCUUUAAACCCAAGCACUACAAAGCUGCCUCUGUUAAAGCAAGGCCCUUUAAACUUUUGUGUAGUAAGAUUAAAUGUAAGUCAAGCGUCUGCCAAAUGCAAUAAAUGUAAAUGUGUCUAAAAAAUGUGUUUUCUGUGAUGAAAUCUAAAGUUUACAUAUUUAUAGAUUUAACUGCAAUUAUUCACUAUUAAAGUAUUUAAUAAGAUUCUUUAAACAUAAAAUUGCCUUUAAACUGCUCAUAAUUUCCCCUGUUCAUCUCCUGUUGAGUAAGACAGAACAGAUCGUUAGACAGACCAGAUUUGUUUCACAGUGACAAAGUUAGGGUUAUUUUUAGCUGUCUCCCCCUUUUUAUACACUACCAGUCAAAAGUCUGGAGGCACUUUCUAAUAAUAUGGUCUUUCCUGAUUUUUAUUCCUUUCUACAUUGUUAAACGAUGCAGAAGGCAUUGGUCUUCAUAAAAGUUUCAUCAUGGUGCUUGAUGGAUUUUGCAAAUGCAUUAGAAAAUACUGUUCUUGCAAGAACUAUUUCAGUACAGCAGACCUGCAUAUAUUUAAAUAAUUGACUGUAGUUGUUACUUAAUUACCUAAACCCAUAUGUCUUAUUUCAUGUUUUUUAUUUUAUUUUAUCCAGUAUUGUUCCAGAAUGUAGAAAUAAACACAAACCCCAUUUUGACUGGUACGGUAGGCCACAUUAGAGAUGAAUAAUUAAAUAUUUUAAGAAUUAAAAAAUAAAAAUGCGCUACAUUACUUCCUUAAACCCGUGAAUGUAUUUGCACCAAAAAUCGCGUAAACAACGUAGGCAUUACAAAACUCCUAAUACAUGCUAUAACACCAAAAGUAAUUGUACAAUUUGUGGCACAGCCAGGUGUGUUAUAUCCCCUCAUUAGUUCACUCACAAUAAUUAAAACAGUAGUUACUAUUAUGUGUUACAUUAACAACACAGCAAAGUGAAAGUGAUUGAUUGAUUAAUUGAUUAA